AUGGCUUUUUUCGACGACUCUUCGAGUUUUUUCUCCUCCUCGUUCGGAGGUGGCUUCGGCGGGCCGGUCGCAGGCGACUCCGAGGCUCACCGGCGAGCGAGCGGCGGCAGCGGCUUCGGCUCGCAGCCUUUCGAAGACUUCACUUCGCCAUCGCUCUUCCCUUCACAGCAGCAGGCGGAGAGCAAGAAUCGCGCGAGCGCCGCUACCGCGGGCUUCCAGGGCACGUCUGCCUCUGGCGCGGAGGGGCUGGUCUAUGUGACGGUUGGCAUGCUGCAGCGCGCCGCGAGGGACAUGCAGGAGGGCGCGGCUGCGCAGGGCGAAGGGCACUUGCCCAGCGACGGCGAGAAGAAGGAGGACGGCUCCAAGCACGCCUUCCGCCUUCACGGGAACGACGUGGGCCUCGUGGGGCUGCGCGGCUGGGUCGCGCCGCCGGGCUGCGAGAAGCUCGCGUCUCUCGUGCGCUUCAAACUCGCCGACGGGACGGGUGAAAUCGAAGUCGAGUACGACGUCGUCGACGGCAAACCCUGGUGGGAAGUCCACGAGGAGGAGGCUGCAGGCGUGGUAAUCCCCGAGCUCGAGGCUGCGGGCGCUGCUGCCAGCGGAGGCGACGCGGAGCGGACGGAGGAAGCGAAAAAAAUUCAAGUCUUGAGUGGGAAGAAGCGCUUCCUGCAGGUCGGCUCCCUCGUCCGCAUCGCCGCGGGUGUCUCCACAGACUUGAAUGGCGAGGUGUCUCUCUCGGCGUCCUCCUGCGCGCCAAUCAAAGACGCUUCAGAAUUCGUGUUCCUGCACCCGGCCGCAGUCGCGCAUGCAGCCGCGACGUUCGCCGCGAGGCGAGGCACGCUGCGCGCAGAGGAGGAUGUGGGCAGAGCUGAUGCCAAGCAAGGCGACCUCGCGGGUGUCAAGAAGGCUAAGACCGGAGACGGCGAGGCAGUCAAGGGCGAACCGAACGCAGACGGCGAAGAUGGCGCGUCUUCUUUGGCUUCCUCAUCUUUGUUGCCAGAAGAAGAACAGAAGCUUCUGCAGGACUACGACCACGUUGAGGACGCUCUCCAGCGAGACGUGGUCCUCAUUCUCCUCACUCUCGGAGGUGGCGCCAAGCGAGCGCCGAAGGAUAAAGUGAAGGCCGAGGCGCGCAGACGAAGGCCUUCCCGCACAGAGGAAGAAGUUGACGCUGCGCUGAAGGGACUCGAGGAGGCGGCAGAAAUCGUGGAGCACGCCGGCUAUGUGGCGCUCGCCUGCUAG
Messenger RNA from Besnoitia besnoiti, 1242 nucleotides. RefSeq lists its product as uncharacterized. Bases 1 to 1242 code for a protein of 413 amino acids. The transcript is spliced from 3 exons. NCBI's taxonomy places the organism in Eukaryota, Apicomplexa, Conoidasida, Eucoccidiorida, Sarcocystidae. The record is from RefSeq and is a predicted model, not a curated record.